AUGACGAACCGAGAUGAUGUAGAGUUCGACGAAUUUUGUAAUCCCAACAAUCCAAGGAUAAUAAAAUACGAUGAUAUAUUGGCUGCAUCAAGACGUAUAGCAGGAGCAGUCCUUAAAACUCCUUGCACGAGAGCUCAUAUGUCGGACAAACUAGGUAUGGAAGUAUACUUAAAACAAGAAUUCAUGCAACAUACUGGCUGUUUUAAGGAACGCGGUGUGCGAAACACCUUACUCCUACUAUCAGAAGAACAAAAAAAAAUUGGUGUGAUAACGGCGUCCACUGGCAAUCAUGGCUUGUCAAUGAGCUACCACAGCACUCAACUGGGGAUUCCCUGCAUCGUAGUAAUGCCGACGCGCGCUCCAAUAACUAAAUUUACUAAAUGUCAGUCAUUUGGCGCUAAGACACUCCUUCACGGUGAAAACCUGGCGGAAGCGAAAUAUUUUGCUAUGGCUAUUUCUAAAGAGAAGAAGUUAUAUUAUAUCAAUGGUUACGAUCAUCCAAACAUCAUUGAAGGACAGGGUACCACAGGAAUAGAGAUAAUAGAACAAGUUCCUGAUGUGGAUGCCGUUUUAGUACCUGUAGGCGGCGGCAGCCUUGUGUGCGGUAUUGCUAUUGCAGUAAAACAUUUAAAACCUGAUACCGAAGUUUAUGGUAUACAAACAGAAAAAACCUAUUGUAUGGUAGAGGCUUUAAAGAGAAAUGAACGAGUAAAAAUAGUUGUAGAGUCUACUAUCGCCGAUGGUCUUGCAGUUAGUUUGGCUGGAGUUAAUACAUUUCAUAAUUUAAAAGCUGGAAUUUUGGAUAAAAUGGUAAUUGUCAAAGAAGAUUGGGUAGCCCGCGCUAUCAUGCAUAUAGUAGAAGAUGAGAGAUACGUCGUGGAAGGCGCAGCGGCUGUUACCGUAGCGAGUAUAAUGGCUGGACUGUUUCCAAAUCUUAAGGGCAAAAAAGUAGUGUGCAUAAUAUCAGGGGGUAACAUAGACACGACGAUCCUAGCGCGCGCGUUAGAGCGUGGCAUGGCGGCGGAGGGGCGGCUGGUGAAGUUCAAAGUGACGGUGAGCGACCGACCCGGCGGCAUGGCGGAGCUGUGCGGGCUGCUCGCCGGCCUCGGCGUCACGGUGCGCGACUGCAUCCCGGAACGCGCCUGGGUCAAGGGCGACGUGUUCAGUGUCGAGAUGAAAGUUAUUGUAGAAACGAGGGGUUGGGAGCAUACCAAAGAAUUGAUCGAGAUGAUUAAGAAAAAAUAUAAAGACUGCUUCUUCGCAGAAAUGAGUGAACGUUCAGAAAAAGCUCCCGGAGCAAAGCGCGGACCUUGUUUGGCGCCAAAUCCAGUGUGUAUGCAGAAA
Molecule: messenger RNA, 1344 nt
Organism: Brenthis ino (lesser marbled fritillary)
Lineage: Eukaryota; Metazoa; Arthropoda; Insecta; Lepidoptera; Nymphalidae
Source: the annotation of a GenBank genome assembly